Eimeria acervulina is the source of this 2895-nucleotide messenger RNA. RefSeq lists its product as hypothetical. The coding region runs from base 1 to 2895 and encodes 964 amino acids. The transcript has a single exon. NCBI's taxonomy places the organism in Eukaryota, Apicomplexa, Conoidasida, Eucoccidiorida, Eimeriidae. The record is from RefSeq and is a predicted model, not a curated record.
AUGUCUCCACAGCUGCAAGAGUCCCCUUCAGGGGGCCCCUUAGAAGAGCCCCCCGAAGAAGGGGGGACCCCAAUAGAAUUAUCUGGUGCUGUGGGGCCCCAGGGGCCCCCACAAACUGUCGACAGUGGAGGCCCUGAACUGGGGGCCCCGGGGGGCCCCCCUCUCCUGCUGCAGGAUGAGAAGGGGCCUCAUGAGAGGAGCCCCCCCUUCAGCCCCGAUGGGAACCAGAGGCCCCCCUCUGAGGGGCCCCCCCAUAUCCCACAGGGGGCCCCCGAAGUAGAUGAGGGGCCCCCACUGUGCACUGAACAGGGUAUCAGGGGCCCCGAGAAGGAGGAGGGGGCCCCAGAGAGAGAAGAGCCUUUCUUUGCUUCUGAGGAGAUCAAGAGUGCCUCUGCAGCAAUACAGAUGGGGGUAGGGGAGGGGCCCCCUUUGUCUUUCAUUGCAACGCCUCCAGGGACUGCUCCUGGGCUUCAGGCUGGAUGGGGCCCCUUGGGGGCCCCCCUCCAACCAGCUAUUAAAGACCCUCUUACAAGUCCCCUAGGGGCCCCCUUAGAGGCCCCCGUAGAUGCCUCUCUAGAGGCCCCGAUGGAGGCCCCCCUAGAGGCCCCCUUUGGGGCCCCCUUAGAGGCCUCCAUAGGGCCCCCUCCCCUAGAGGCCCCCUUAGGGGCCCUCCCCUUAGAGGCCCCUUUAGGGGCCCCCGUAGAGGCCCCAUUAGAGGCCCCUCAUAAGGCCCCCGUAGAGGCCCCUUUAAAGGCUUCCUUAGGAUCACCCCUAGAGGCUCCCCUUAGAGCCCCCUUAGGGGCCCCCAACUCAGGGGGGGGCCCCCAAGGGGCCCCCCCUCUUUCUUCUGUGCUGUCACAGGAGGAGCUGUCGUGGCUUGGGGGCCCCCUGGGGGCUUCUGCAGAUCAUAGUAAUUUUGUUGAGGCCUUGUAUAGCCUUACCUUAGUUGAUAAGACUCCUCCACUCCGCGUUCAGCAGCAGCAGCUGCAGCAGCAGCAGCAGCAGCUACAGCUCCAGCAGCAGCAGCUGCAGCUGCAGCAGCAGCAGCAGCAGCAGCAGAAGACGGCAGCAGCAGCAACAUACAGCGCCGCCAGAAGGCAUGACUCUUUUCUCUCUGCUGCUUCUACUGCUGCUUCUGUUGCUAGGGGCCCCCUGAAUUGUUCAGAGGGCAGAGCUGGAGACAAAGGGAUAAGGAGACAAGGAGAGAGGGGGGCCCCCCAGGUGUCUCCUCCGGAGUCACCGGGGGCCCCUUGGGUCUUCGCAGCGCAGGGCCAGCAGCUGCAACAACAACAACAACAACAGCAGCAGCAGCAGCAGCAGCGCGCGCUGCAGCAAGAACACUCAGUUCAGCUGCUCAAGCAGCAGCAACAAGCAAUGCAACACAAGCAGCAGCAGCAGCAUUUUCCGCAGCAGCAGCAGCAGCAGCAAGUGCUGCAGCUGCAGCAGCUGCAGCAGUUGCAGCAGCUACAGCAGCUCCACCAGAUGCAGCAGCAGCAGCAGCAGCAGCAGCAGCACGGGUGGCAGCAGAAGAGGGCCCCCGUUGGCGCCGAGUUGCGACCAAACAACUUGGGGGCCCCCUCAGUUGCUUCAUCAUCGCAGGGUAUAAAUAGGGGGCCCUCUGGGGGGCCCCUGACCAUACAACCAGCAGCAACAGAAGCAGCAACAACAGCAGCAGCAGCAACAGCAGCAGCAGCAACAGCAUAUGAUUCUGCUUCAGUGCUUGAGUUGCAGCAGCAGGCCUUACGCUCAGGCCUUCAGCGUCUCCCUCAAGGGGCCGCACAGCAACUUCAAUCUUUGGGGGCCCCCCAGCCAUCCAAGGGGGCCCCCAGCACCAGCAGCGUGGUUGAGCAGCUGCUGCUACUGCAGCAACAACUCACCCUUCAGGACGCAGCAGGUGGUUCUGUUGCCCCUGCUGCUGGUCCUGCUGCUGGUCCUGCUGCUGCUGCUGCUGCUGCAGCUGCUGGAGUAGGGGACCGGCAUCUCGAUCUCUCUGCUGCACAAUUAGAGACAACUGCUGAGGGGCCCCUCACGGCAGCCUCCGAGGGACAGAAGGCCCUGGAUAGCAGUUUUAACGCUCUCUUGAAGUGCUAUUUAGAGUUACUGCUGCUUAGACAGCAGCAGCAGCAGCAGCAGCAGCAGAAGCAACGGCAGCAGCAGCAGCAGCAGCAGCAACGACAGCGCCAGCAGCAGCAACGGCAACAGCAGCAGCAACAGAGGCAACAACACCAACAACAACGGCAACAACAGCGUCAACAGCAGCAGCAGCAGCAGCGGCAACAGCAGCAGCAGCAGCAGCGGCUGCUCCAGCGGGGCCUUCGAAGACACAGGGGACAAAGGGGGCCCCCGGGGGCCCCAUUAGCAGCAUUGGCUGCUGUACAGCAGGGAGGAGACCCUGCAGGAUGGGCUGCAAUUGCUGAGUAUCUGCAGCAGGAACAGCAGCAGUUGCAGCAGCAGCAGCUGCAGCUGCAGCAGCAACAUCAACAACAGCUGCUGCAGCAGCAGCAACAGCAGCUGCAACAACAGCAGCAGUUGCUGAUCCAAGCAGCAGCAGCAGCAGCAGAAAGGUCCCCAGGGGGAAGAAAUGCUGCUUUGGGUGUACUCGCAGCAGCAGCUCCGCGUACUGAGGGGCCCCCAAGGGGGGCCCCCCGAGGGGCCCCUGUUAUUAAUUUGUCUCCUCAGGGCCCCUUUGAGGACCCCAUGAGGGCACGACUCCUGCAGUUAGCUGCAGGUACAGACAUAGAUUCAUUUUCAGCAGCAACAGCAACAACAGCAGCAGCAACACCAGCAGCAGCAACAGCAGCAGCAGCAGCAGCAGCAGCAGCGCGCAUGGCUCCCGAUUUGCUUGAGGGGCCCCCCUCACGCCUCAACAUGCCUUGGGGGCCCCCCUCAGUUUAG